This is a messenger RNA of Saccoglossus kowalevskii, 2413 nucleotides long. RefSeq lists its product as uncharacterized. Lineage: Eukaryota; Metazoa; Hemichordata; Enteropneusta; Harrimaniidae. The record is from RefSeq and is a predicted model, not a curated record.
GUUUGAAUUGUACGCUACUGCUCAAAACUGGGACAAGAUCACUGAAUGGGAUACAAAUUUAGGGGCUCUUUUGGAGGGAGAGGCAUUAUUCGAGUAUUCUACUUUGUCGCUUGAAGAUGCCUCUCACUAUGACAAGGUUAAGAGAGCAGUGUUGGCUGCUUACCAUCUUACAGGCGAAGGAUUUCGACAGAAAUUUAGAAAUAUUAGACCAAUACAAAAUGAAACUGGAACUAAAUUUGUCACAAGGCUCGACAAUUAUUUACAAAGAUGGUUAAAGAUAGAACAGGUAAAUGAUUUUAAACAAUUACAGGAUAUCAUACUUCGGGAACAAUUCGUACAGUGUUGCACUAAAGAUCAUGCUACUUUUUUGAAAGAGAGAAAGCCUACUAGCAUCAAAGAGAUGGCUAAAUAUGCCGAUAGAUAUGUGGAAGCGCAUGGGGGUUGGCAUCCAGGGCAUUUUAAAGGUACAAGUUUUAAGGCCAAAUCUCACAGUCAUCAGAAAGGUGUAGAUAAGCCCAAGCCACCGCAGAGUGAUAAGGCAACACCGUCAAAAAGCUAUGUGAACCAGAACAAAGGUAACUAUAACUGUUAUAUAUGUAACAAACGAGGUCACUUUGCACGAGAUUGUAGACAGAAGAAAACCUAUGCUUUUCUAGCAGAGAUGAUGAACAAACACGAAGAUAAUCCCAUUUCAGAUAAGACAAAAGAUGAUAUUGGUGGGUUUCUAAUGAUAAAACCUGACCCACACCUAGAUCAAGCAUUUCGAAAAGGUUUUCUCACCUUAGAUUGUGGACACCAAUUGCCUGUGUUAUCAGCUGCUUGCAACAGCUCUUAUGCACAGGCAAUGCCAGUCCAGGAAGGUAAGAUAGGCACUAGUGUUAUCCAAGUAUUGCGCGACAGUGGCUGUAGCGGUGUAGUGGUUAAAUCUAAAUAUGUGGAGAAAAAUCAAAUGACUGGAGAGAUUAAAUCCUGUGUGUUAAUUGAUGGUACAGUAAAACAAUUUCCAGUUGCUCGUAUACAUAUAGAUACACCAUUUUUUGUAGGUUUUGUUUCAGCACUGUGUAUGGAUAACCCAGUGUAUGAUUUAAUCCUUGGAAACAUACCUGGCAUGCGAGAACCUAUGGAUCCAGAUGCAAACUGGGAGGGUUCCCAGAGACUAGAGCAGGUUCAAAAGGGCAAGUCAGAAUGUGACUCUGAAACCGAAACCGAAACCGAAACCCAGACUGCAGCUGCCGUGCAGACGCGCAGCCAGAAGGAAUGGGUUAAGAAACCAUUGCAGGAACUUAAGGUAAGUUCUCAGAUAGGUGAAGUGACUCCAGAGAUGUUACGGAAAAAGCAACAGACAGAUGUCUCGUUGGCCAAACUGCAUCAAUUGGCUAAAGCAGGAGAAGCAAAGGUAAGUAAAAAUGGAAGUGCUUGUAGGUACAUCACCGUAAAGGGAAUAUUGUACAGAGAGUACCAGUCCCCACAAAUCGAUUUUGGGAAUACAUUCCGACAGAUUGUGGUACCCAACGAUUAUCGUAAAUAUGUAUUGAAGGUAGCUCAUGAGUCAAUUUUAGGAGGUCAUUUAGGGGCCAAGAAAACAUCUAGUAAAAUCUUGACAAAUUUCUUCUGGCCAGGCAUACAAGCAGAUGUCAAGAUAUAUUGUCAGUCCUGUGACAUAUGCCAAUGUACCAUUCCUAAAGGUAGAGUAACAAAAGUCCCCUUAGGUCAUAUUCCUAUUAUUGAAGAACCAUUUAGGAGAGUCGCAGUGGAUUUGGUCGGACCAAUUGAACCUGCCACUGAUAGGGGUCAUAGAUACAUUUUGGUCUUGGUCGAUUUUGCAACCCGUUACCCAGAUGCUGAGGCAUUGAAAACAAUUGGGACUGAAGUAGUUGCGGAAGCAUUGUUAGAGAAAUUCAAUGGAACCCUUAAAGCUAUGCUCAAGAAAAUGUGCGAAGAAAGACCGAAAGACUGGGACCGAUAUAUUCAUCCACUUUUAUUUGCAUAUAGAGAAGUCCCUCAAGAAAGCACAGGGUUUGCCCCAUUUGAACUUAUAUUUGGGCACAUUGUUCGUGGUCCAAUGAUGAUACUCGAAGAGUUAUGGACUGGUGAAACACAGGCAAGUGAAACCAAGAGUGUAUAUCAGUAUGUGUUGGACUUGAGAGAACGUUUGGAGCGAACCUGCCAGCUUGCUCGAGAGGCUUUGGCAAAAUCUGCCUCGCGAUAUCGAUCUUAUUAUAAUAAGAAGGCAAAGAAAGUAAGUAGCCUAAACUACAAAAUAGACUUGGGUCACACCCGCAAAAUCUUUCACGCUAAUUUGCUCAAGAAGUAUCAUCAUCGAUCAGAAGUUACUGCAUCCUUAGUCGAGUAUCGUGGUGAUAUUUAUGACGUGGCUUGUGUAUCUGUAGUUGAGGAAGAAUGUCAGGAAGAA